Messenger RNA from Hibiscus syriacus, 1800 nucleotides. RefSeq names its product importin subunit alpha-like. Gene Ontology annotation, biological process: NLS-bearing protein import into nucleus. The record is from RefSeq and is a predicted model, not a curated record. The coding region runs from base 1 to 1800 and encodes 599 amino acids. Gene Ontology annotation, molecular function: protein binding; nuclear import signal receptor activity. Lineage: Eukaryota; Viridiplantae; Streptophyta; Magnoliopsida; Malvales; Malvaceae. The transcript has 11 exons. Gene Ontology annotation, cellular component: cytoplasm; nucleus.
AUGUCUCUAAGACCGAGCGCGAAGGAGGUUCGAAAGAACAGCUACAAGAUGGCGGUUGAUGCGGAGGGAGCACGGCGGAGGAGAGAAGACUCCAUGGUUAAGAUUCGAAAGAACAAGAGACAAGAAAGCCUUAGUAUGAAACGCCGCGAAGUACUUCUUGCUCAAAAACAACCGCCGCGCCAGCAGUUGCUUUCUUCCACUGUCGAUCCCGAGAAAACGUUAGAAAGUCUUCCGGCUAUGGUUGCUGGCGUUUGGUCAGAUGACAAGAACGCCCAGCUUGAGGCAACCAGUCAAUUCCGAAAUCUGCUAUCAAUAGAGAGCAAUCCUCCAAUCGACGAAGUUGUACAAUCGGGUGUUGUUCCUCGCUUUGUUGAGUUUCUUGCUAGGGAUGAUUUCCUGCAGCUUCAGUUUGAGGCAGCUUGGGUUCUUACGAAUAUCGCCUCGGAGACAUCCGAAAAUACCAGAAUUGUAAUUGAUCAUGGAGCUGUCCCUAUAUUUGUUAAACUUCUUGGAUCCCCAAGCAAUGAUUUACGCGAACAGGCUGUUUGGGCGUUAGGAAAUAUCGCCGGAGACUCACCUCAAUGUCGUGAUGUGGUCAUUGGCCAUGGUGCCUUGAUGCCACUGUUGGCUCAAUUCAAUGAGCAUACAGACCUCCCUGCGUUGCGAACUUCUACAUGGGCUUUGUUAAACUUUUGCAAGGGCAAACCACUGCCGUCAUUUGAGCAGACGAAGCUAGCUUUGCCAACCCUUGAGCGUCUUAUCCAUUUAAGUGAUGAGGAAGUCCUUUCAAAUGCAUGUCGUGCCCUUUCAUGUCUCUCGGAUGGUAUUAACGACAAAAUCCAAGCUGUUAUUGAAGCUGGUGUCUGCCCCCGGCUUGUUGAGCUUUUGCUUCAUCCAUCCCCAGCAGUCCUCAUACCCGCUCUACGCACUAUUGGAAAUAUUGCUACUGGGGAUGAUAUGCAGACUCAGUGUAUUAUAAACCACAAAGCUCUUCCAUGCCUUUUUAACCUGCUGACAAAUAACUACGGAAAGAUUAUUAAGAGGGAAGCUUGUUGGACCAUUUCAAACAUCACUGCUGGAAAUGUGAAUCAGAUACAGGCUGUAAUUGAUGCUGGCCUUAUUGCUCCUCUAGUCCAUCUACUUGAAAACACUGAGUUUGAGAUCAGGAAAGAAGCUGGUUGGGCAAUUUCUAAUGCUACAUGUAGUUCUAAUCUUGAACAAAUAAAGUUCCUGUUAGAUGAAGGUUGCGUUAUGUUGUGUGAUCUUCUUCUAUGUCCCGACCCAAGAACUGUUUUUAUUUGUUUAGAAGCUCUUGAAAACAUUCUGAAGGUUGGUGAAGCUAGGAAAAACAUGGGUGACUCGAUAGAAGUUAAUCUAUAUGUCCAAUUAAUUGAUGAAGCUGGGGGGUUGGAAAAGAUUGAAAUCCUCCAGAAUCAUAAAAACAAUGAAAUCUAUGAGAAGGCAGUGGAGCUUCUUGAAACAUAUUGGGCGGAAGAUGAUGAUGAUGAGCCAUUACCCCCUGGUGAUGCUUCGCAAUCUGGUUUCCAGUUUGGAGGCAAUCAACUUCCUGGUCCAUCCAACGGAUUCAAUUUCGGUCGAAGAACGGCUGCGAAAUUCGAUGAAUGUGCUGCUAAGCUAAAGGGGGACUUACCUGAUGCUUCCAUUUUAACUCCUGGACUAACAAUGCUUAGAGAAUUGGAGAGAUUGGCUCUAACUGCUCCUGAUGAACUAAAUGAGUUUCGUCAUAAGCUUCUGGGGUAUCGUUCGGGCGAUUUUUGGGCACCAGUUGGAGGCAUCUAG